GAGGUUUGUUUUGCUGCAGGGAGUCUUUAUAAGGAAGCUCUGUGAAACAAAUCGUCAGUCCAAUUUUGCUCAAGCAUCAAAGAAGACAAAUCAAAAGAUGAAGUUGUUGUUCGUUCUUUUGGCAUUCGUUGCCGCCGCCAGCGCCGCCAGCUACGGCUGUGGCUACAGCUACAAAUACAACUAUUGCAGCUACAAACGUUACUACGUUUACCCCAAACCUCAAGUCUACUGCUACAACAUCAAGUUCCAAACCAACUGGUGCUCCUACAAGUACUACGAACCCGUUCUCCACGUCUACCCCGGUGAAGACUGCGGAAAGGAUGCCGCUGUCGUCAGAGACGGAUCCACCAUCAUCAAGGAGUAUAAUGAGAAAUUGGAGAAGGCUAUUGCCGAAUACGUCAAGCUUUUCGGAGAAUGGAAGUUGAAAUGGGCCAACUACCACAACGAAUAUAUUGAGAAAUACAACGAAAUCAUCAAGGCCAGACACGAUUGGCACUUGAAAUACGUCACUGCCCAAUACGUUUGCUACAACAACAGCACCGAAUUGACCGAUGAACAGAAGGCAGAACUUGCCAAACUUAAGACGGAACUUGACGAGAAGAGAAACGCUGCAGUGUUGGCUUACAAGACCAAACUUGCCGAGAGCUUGUUGGAAUGUGCCACCAAAUUCGCCAAGAGCAUCGAAGAAUACAGAACCAAGGCACAGGCUUACAUCCAGAAGAUCGGAGACAACUUCGACGCAUGUCUUAAGAAGAGAUCCGAAAACAUCAUCGCUUACAGAGCCAAACUCGUUGCUUACGCUAAUGCUUCCAAGCAGAAUAUGGUCGAAAACAUGAAGAAGACCAAGUUCCCCCACCUCGAAAACUACGCCAAGCUUCUCCAAUCCUACCACGGAGAGACCCUUCCCGCAGCAGCUGAAGCCUUGGAGGCUUGUUACCGUCAAAAGCUCAUCGACUACUGCAACGCAAUCCUUGCUAAGUGUGCCGAUGACUGGAACGCUCUUAUCCCCAGAUUGGUUCUCCACUAUUCUUGCUGCUACACCUGCAAAGAACAGAGAUUGUGCUUGCCUACUUACUGCUGGGGUGGCUACUACACCUGGACCGUCAAGUACCCCACUGCAUGUUUCUACCCUUACUACUACAAGACCUACAGAACUUACUGUAGCUACCGUGUAUCCUACUGCCAGGGAUAUUACUCCUACAAAAGCUGUUAGAUCUGAUCGUCAGUUACAAGGAAUUCUUAACAAGUUUUCCAUUCUACGAUUAACGUAAAUAAAACACCAAAUAUGUCA
Molecule: messenger RNA, 1291 nt
Organism: Ciona intestinalis (vase tunicate)
Lineage: Eukaryota; Metazoa; Chordata; Ascidiacea; Phlebobranchia; Cionidae
Source: RefSeq, a predicted model, not a curated record